This is a messenger RNA of Malania oleifera, 692 nucleotides long. RefSeq names its product copper transport protein ATX1. Gene Ontology annotation, molecular function: metal ion binding. The transcript has 3 exons. Bases 246 to 509 code for a protein of 87 amino acids. The record is from RefSeq and is a predicted model, not a curated record. NCBI's taxonomy places the organism in Eukaryota, Viridiplantae, Streptophyta, Magnoliopsida, Santalales, Ximeniaceae.
AAUCAUACCAUAUUACCAAAGUACCCUUAUGAACAUUUGACUAAUUUUACAGCCACCGAAUAAUUUGUAGUUGUUGACACCCUAAGCGACUAUCAUAUUGUAGGGGUCAAUCCAUUACCCACCGACCGAUCCCUCCCUCAUCGUCUCCUCAACCUUUCUUCUAUUUAAAUACCAAUCUAGUGUCGGCAAGUACGUAUCUCUUCUGCAAUUCAGCCAAUUCUUGAGCUUUAUUUCAACCUACAGACAUGUCUCAGACUGUUGUUCUCAAGGUGGGUAUGUCAUGUGAAGGCUGCGUUGGGGCUGUGAAAAGGGUUCUGGGAAAAAUGGAAGGUGUAGAGUCAUAUGACGUUGAUCUGAAGGAGCAAAAAGUGACAGUCAAAGGCAAUGUGCAGCCAGAAGCAGUUCUGCAGACCGUGUCCAAGACUGGCAAGAAGACUUCCUUCUGGGAUGAAGCAGCAGCAGCAGCAGGAACCGAAGCAAAGCCCCAGGAACCCGUUUCUGUUGCUUAGUUAUCUUUGCUCUUUUUUUAUUUGUGGGAAGAAAUGUGUCAUUUGGUUAGGUUGGUAACCUUGCCAAAAUAGGAUUUCUGACUGUUUUAAGACUUCUAUGUAUGAAAUAAUUUCUUGGGUGCUUGUUAUAUUUUGUGGACUUACAUGGAAGUAGAAAAUACGCUUUGCUGCGAGUCUCAUCUA